Messenger RNA from Oppia nitens, 1625 nucleotides. Its product is annotated as cyclin-L2-like. Gene Ontology annotation, cellular component: nucleus. Gene Ontology annotation, biological process: regulation of transcription by RNA polymerase II. The record is from RefSeq and is a predicted model, not a curated record. NCBI's taxonomy places the organism in Eukaryota, Metazoa, Arthropoda, Arachnida, Sarcoptiformes, Oppiidae. The transcript is spliced from 6 exons. Gene Ontology annotation, molecular function: cyclin-dependent protein serine/threonine kinase regulator activity. The coding region runs from base 117 to 1586 and encodes 489 amino acids.
AUGUAUGCAUUGAAGUGAGUGUUUGAGUCCAAUGUAUUGUAUUUAAUGCUAUUUAUUGUUAGUUUCAUUGAAAUUAUUGAAUGCAUUGAAAGCCAAACGCAAAUCAUUGCCAAAAAAUGGCGACAAAUGUGGACAACGUAUCGGCGGUUUCUCUGACCAACAAUAACCAUAUGAUUGCCGAACAAUUGAAACCAGUCUUCAGAAAUGUUGUCAUUUCACUUGAAAACUGUAUUCUAUCUGAAGAUAAGCUAACAGUUACUCCAUCGAUGACCGAUGGCUUAGAUGCCACUCAAGAGACCGAUCUUCGGAUUCUUGGCUGUGAACUCAUACAUACGUCGGGUAUUCUUCUACGUCUACCUCAGGUUGCGAUGGCCACCGGUCAGGUGCUCUUUCAACGGUACUAUUACUGCAAGUCUUUUGUAAGAUUUCCGAUGGAGAUCACUGCCAUGGCUUGUGUCACAUUGGCCUCUAAAGUAGAGGAAGCCCCCCGACGGGUCAGGGAUGUGAUCAAUGUGUUUCAUCAUAUGAAACAAAUAAGACAAGAGAGCGAACCGAAAUCAUUAGUAUUGGAUGAGACCUACAUAUCGACUAAAAAUCAAGUGAUUAAAGCUGAGAGACGACUACUCAAGGAAUUGGGUUUUUGUGUUCACGUCAAACACCCGCACAAAUUUAUUGUAACACUUCUUCAAGUGUUGGAGAACGAAAAGAAUCAGCUUUUAAUGCAGACCUCGUGGAAUUAUAUGAAUGACAGUUUACGAACCAAUGUAUUUGUCCGCUAUUCACCCGAAACUAUUGCCUGCGCUUGUAUUUACUUGAGUGCCCGUACUCUUAAGGUCUCACUUCCAAAUAAUCCCAAUUGGUUUGAAGUGUUCAAUGUCUCUGAAGACCAAAUAAAAGAUAUUUGUAAGACAAUACUAAAGCUAUACACUCGACCAAAACCAAAUCAACAACACUUGGAAUCAAUUGUCGACAAUUUACGCAAGAAUUACGAAUCGGCAAAAUUCAAGGCAAAGGAGUUGAUUGUGACUGAAAACGGAACGCCUAAUUCCAAUGGUCUCGAUAUUAGUCCCGGUUCUCGAGCUAAUUCUCCACAAGUAAUUAAACCGAAACCUAUAGAAAAAAAUUCGCCUAAAACUAAGCUCAAGUCUGUAACUAACGUUGUCUCGCAUACGAGUCCUAAUAAAAAGGAGAUAACAAAUGAAUUACCUCAUAAUGUUGAUCAUCGAAGUGGCUCUAAAUCAAGAAGUAUUAGUCCGAUAAAUAAAGAUAGAAAUGAAAGAGAAAGGCAUAAAUCGCCGCCAAAAUCAUACGCUUACUCGAGAUCUCGUUCGCGAUCUCGUGAAAGAAGUAGUCAUCACAAACAUAAACGCAUUACUUAUAGUAGAAGUAGAAGUCGAUCACCGCAUUACAGUUCGCACAAACAUUACAACCAUAACAGUAAAUAUCAUUCAUAUAAUAGCCAUAAGUCACGGAAGCGCUCAAAAUCGCCGUACGAUCGCAGAGAUGAUCGAAAUUCAUACCAUUCGACUUCUAACAAAAGUCGAUCACGAGAUUCACGUGAUUUCUAUUCUUACCGAAAGAGUUAAAUCGUGUCAUUGAAAUUGUUAGCAAAAUUACUAAUAAAA